AUGCCACGAGAAUCAGAGGAGGAUUUGUAUCCUGAAGAAAUCGCCGCAGGUCACACAAUCGCCCUGUUGCCGCCUCGUCACACACUUUACCUCCAGACAGCCACAACGCUGCGAGCAAAGUAUGCAGAUAAAAUCCAUAUCCUUAUCGGCUUUGAGGGCGAGUGGAUUCGUUCGUCCUACGGACCAUUCAUCCAAGAAUACGCCUCUGACCCUCGGAUUGACUUCUUCAUCGGUAGCGUGCAUCACGUUCAUGGUAUCCCGAUUGAUUACGACGCCGCGACUUAUGCGCAGGCCGUAGAGAAAGCUGGGAGUGAGGAGAAGUUGUUUGAGGAUUAUUACGAUAGUCAGCACGAGAUGUUGAGAGCUCUAAAGCCGAGAGUUGUCGGGCAUUUUGAUUUGAUUCGGUUGCUUGCGAAGGAACCUGAUGCGGAUCUGAAGACGUAUGGUGGUGGCAGGGUUUGGGAGAAGGCGAUUCGAAAUUUGGAGAUUGUCAAGGAGCAGGGUGCUUUGUUGGAGGUUAAUAGCGCGGGAUUGAGGAAGGGAUUGAAGGAACCGUAUCCGGGAAAAAGCGUCUGUGAGGUUUGGAAGGAAAUGGGUGGGAAGUUUACUUUGAGUGAUGAUAGUCAUGGAAUUGCGCAAGUUGGGACAAAUUAUGUGAGGAUGCUGGAUUAUUUGGAUGGUCUCGGUGUUGAGGAGGUGUGGACGUUGGAGAAGCUGGAGGGUAAGGAGUUGGUUGAGAAGAAAGUCACUUUGAAGGAGGUGAGAGAAACUUUCAAGGCAUGA
Molecule: messenger RNA, 783 nt
Organism: Glarea lozoyensis ATCC 20868
Lineage: Eukaryota; Fungi; Ascomycota; Leotiomycetes; Helotiales; Helotiaceae
Product: PHP
Exons: 2
Coding region: 1-783 (260 amino acids)
Biological process (GO): L-histidine biosynthetic process
Cellular component (GO): cytoplasm
Molecular function (GO): histidinol-phosphatase activity
Source: RefSeq, a predicted model, not a curated record